AGCAGUUUGAAGGCGAAGGUAACAAGCCGCACUUGAACGCAGCAUCAGUCUCCAGCUUCCUCACACACACACACACACACACACACUCAGCAGAGUGUGUUGGCCAAAUUAAAGUGAGCUACCGCUGUUGCAGCUGCAAACGCGCCGAUAUGGAGACGUUGUUUGUGGGAAAGGGCUGUAGCCAGAGAGUGGCCCGGAGGAUGUAACUGUCGCCCGGGAGUCGCUGGAACGAUACUCGGUGUGAAUACAAAAGGAACCACCGAGAUAGAGGGACCAUGGUGGGUAGAGCAGCAGCAGCAGCAGCGGCGGCGGUGGCGGCGCCGGCGGCGGGAUGAGCAGGAGGAGGGUUUCACGCUGACCCCUAGCUUCAUAUCUCUGAAAUCAGAACCAACUUUUAAACGUGAUAAUUAAAGGAAAAACUCUCAAUCAUGUCGGAUCCGAGUCACUGGUCUGCGGUGCCGAGUCAGAAAAAGUCCCAUGCUGUUCCCGGAGCCUUGCUAAAGCGCUCAAAAAGCUGUCGCAGCAGCAACAGGAAGAGCCUCGGUGUCGGGACACCAUCACCCACGCUGUCCCGGCCACUGUCUCCACUCUCUGUCCACACUGCUGCAAGCAGCCCUCUAGACAGCCCCCGAAAUGUGUCUAACAGUGCCUGCCUCAACUUUCCAUUUGCCCGAAGUCACUUGGCUCGUGCUGACAGAGCUGAGGGCAGGAGGUGGUCUCUGGCUUCCCUCCCCUCGUCUGGCUAUGGAACCAAUCCACCGAGCUCCACUGUCUCGUCUUCCUCGUCCUCGCAGGAGCGCCUCCACCAGCUUCCAUACCAGCCAACACAAGACGAGCUGCACUUCCUUUUCAAGCACUUCCGCAGCACAGACAGCAUGACCGACGAGGAUGGAAGGCCCUCGACUGUCAUACGACCCCGGUCUCGGAGCCUCAGCCCUGGGCGAUCCACAAUUUCUUUUGAUAAUGAGAUCGUCAUGAUGAACCAUGUUUACAGAGAACGUUUUCCAAAGGCCACAGCUCAGAUGGAGGAGCGCUUGUUGGAGAUUGUCACCCACUACUCUCCAGACAGCUCUCUCCCACUGGCUGACGGGGUGCUGGGCUUCAUCCAGCACCAGUUGGUCGAACUGGUCAGAGACUGCCUGGAUAAGUCCCAUAAAGGCCUGGUUACCUCACGCUACUUUGCUGAGCUGCAGGAGAAGCUGGAAAAGCUUCUACAUGAGGCCUUUGAGCGCUCUGAAAGCGAGGAGGUAACCGUCAUCUCCCAGCUGGUGAGGAAGAUCCUCAUCAUAAUCUCUCGGCCGGCUCGCCUGCUCGAGUGUUUGGAGUUUAAUCCGGAGGAGUUUUACCACCUACUCGAAGCAGCGGAGGGUCAUGCCAAAGUCGGCCAAGGAAUCAAGACGGACAUCCCACGGUACAUCAUCAGCCAGCUUGGUCUGACAAGGGACCUGUUAGAAGACAUGGUGCAGCUUGAACAGUAUGAUGCUGGUCCUUCAGUGGAACCAGAUGCUAAUCUGGAGAAUAAGCCCCCACAGACUCUGACACCAACUCGCAGGAAACCUCUAGAAAGUGACUUUGAAACCAUCAAACUCAUCAGUAAUGGAGCCUAUGGGGCUGUGUAUCUGGUCCGUCACAAGGAGACCCGCCAGCGGUUUGCCAUGAAAAAGAUAAAUCGCCAGAACCUGGUCCUGAGGAACCAGAUCCAGCAGGCGUUUGUGGAGAGGGAUAUCUUAACCUUUGCAGAGAACCCCUUCGUUGUCUCUAUGUUCUGUUCUUUUGAGACACGACGUCACCUCUGCAUGGUCAUGGAGUAUGUCGAAGGUGGAGACUGUGCCAAUUUACUCAAGAACAUGGGCCCUCUGCCUGUAGAAAUGACAAGGAUGUACUUUGCUGAAACGGUCCUGGCCCUGGAAUACCUUCACAACUAUGGCAUUGUGCAUCGGGAUCUCAAACCUGACAAUUUAUUAAUCACAUCCAUGGGCCACAUCAAACUGACAGACUUUGGCUUGUCCAAAAUUGGCCUAAUGAACAUGACCACCAACUUAUGCGAGGGUCACAUGGGGAAGGACACAAGAGAAUUUGUUGACAAACAGGUAUGUGGUACUCCAGAGUACAUCGCCCCGGAGGUGAUCCUUAGGCAGGGCUACGGCAAGCCUGUGGACUGGUGGGCAAUGGGCAUCAUCCUGUAUGAGUUCCUGGUCGGCUGUGUCCCGUUCUUUGGAGACACUCCUGAGGAACUCUUUGGCCAAGUUGUCAGUGAUGAAAUAAUUUGGCCGGAUGGAGAGGAUGCUUUACCUGUUGAGGCUCAGGACCUGAUCACCCGCCUGCUGAGUCAAAGUCCUCUGGAACGAAUGGGAACUGGUGGAGCCGUCGAAGUCAAACAACACCCCUUUUUCAAUGGCUUAGAUUGGAAUGGACUCUUGCGCCAGAAAGCUGAAUUCAUCCCUCAGCUGGACGCAGAGGAUGACACAAGCUACUUUGACACUCGAUCAGAACGUUACCAUCACAUGGCAUCUGAUGAGGAUGAGGAAACCAAUGACGAAGAGUCUUCCUUGGAAAUCAGACAGUUUUCAUCCUGGUCACAUCGCUUCAGCAAGGUUUACAGCAGCACAGAACAUCUGGCAACACCCUCCAACCUGAGCUUCUCUUCCGACCGCAGCCACAGUGAAGAUAAAGAGGACCGUAGGGACAUGGGAGGACUCAGUCCUUCCCCAAUUCCAGCAGAGGGCAGCAUGGAGUGCAGAUAUACUGGACAUAUGGCCAGUCUUCAACCUCGAGCCUCUUCCAGCUCCUCCCAGUCUGAGAGGAGCACCAGCCCUCUGGUGAUGAGCAGCACACACAGCCUGGAAACAAUGCCCCGCUUUGCCCUGUCCACUGAUGAUGAAGCUGAGGUGGUCGUAUCAAACCUUCGGAGAAUCAGGAUUCGCAGUAACAGCACUGGGGCCAAGCACUCGUCCCCGAAGGACCCUGCUGGCUCUCGACGAUUUGGUAACCAACUGGAUACACCGGACAGGCAAAGGCUUCCCUGUGGAGGAAAGGUCCCAAAGUCAGCCUCUGUCUCAGCCCUGUCCCUCAUCAUCACUUCAGACGACUCGCCCGGUUGCCUUCAACCCAGUCCCAUUUCCCCGCGCUCACUCUCUUCCAACCCUUCCUCUCGUGAUUCAUCUCCCAGUCGUGACUUUUCGCUAGGCCACAGCAGCCUGAGGCCACCCAUCAUCAUCCACACCUCAGGGAAGAAGUUCGGCUUCACUCUGCAGGCCAUCAGAGUGUACAUGGGUGAUAGUGACGUGUACACGGUGCAUCACAUGGUGUCGAGUGUGGAGGAGGGCAGCCCAGCACACCAAGCUGGUCUCCACACAGGAGACCUCAUUACCCACGUGAACGGAGAGUCUGUCCAAGGCCUGGUCCACCCUGAAAUGAUAGAACUGUUGCUGAAGAGUGGCAGCAAGGUGGCGCUUCAGACCAUAGCACUGGAGAACACGUCGAUCAAAGUUGGUCCUGGUCGGAAAAGCAAACACAAAGGCAAGAUGGCUCGUCGCAGCAAGAAGAGUAAGAGGAGAGAUAAUUACGACAGGCGACGAAGCAUCCUGAAGAAGCUGUCGAAGCAGAGCACAGUGAUGCACAGCAGCCGCAGCUUCUCUUCAGGUCUCCAUCAUUCUGUCUCCUCCAGCGAAAGUCUUCCAGGUUCCCCAACUCACAGCCUCUCCCCCGGCCCAUGCACUCCAUGCCGUAGCCCUGCACCGGACCAUCAGGCCUUUGAAAACAACUCUCCUCAGAGCACAUCUCCUUGCUCCAGCUCUCCCAGUUCACCCGCCGCACACAUCCGGCCCAGCUCACUCCAUGGCCUGGGCUCCAAACUCAGCACGCAGCGUUACACCAAGGUGGGCCGCCGCAAGUCAACCAGUAACAUCCCUCCCUCACCUUUGGCCUGCAACUCCUCCUCGUCCUCUGCUCAGCCCCUUUCUCCACAGCGCUCGCCCUCCCCACUGCCAGGCUUCUCUAAAAGCCUUCACACUUUUCAUGGCAAAACCCUGUCCCCACCCACCAUUGUCAGACACAUUGUCCGUCCCCGCAGCGCCGAGCCGCCUCGAUCUCCCCUACUGAAGAGAGUGCAGUCGGCCGAGAAACUGUCUGGAGUGUAUCAUGCUGAUAAGAAGUCUUACGCCCCACGCAGGCACACGCUGGAAGUGCCAUUUUAUGGUGAGGCUGAUGUACUGUGUGACUCAGAGGCGGAGGGCACCUGUGGGGGCUCCUACAUCGGGGCCGAUCACAGCAGGCUGGGAGGAUACAUCGGCAGCCAGAGGGUGAGAGACUCUGGUAUUGAACGAUCUGAGCAGCUGGUGGUGAUGAGAAAGCUCAACCUAUCGGAGCGGCGGGAUUCUUUUAAGAAGCAGGAGGCGGUGCAGGAGGUGAGCUUUGACGAGCCAGAGGAGAAAGCCAGCGCCACAGUCACAACGGCCGCCACAGCACCAGGGGCCCAAACACAACCGCAGCAGCAGCAACAGCAGCACAGGAUGGCCUGGAUCGUCACUCAACCCCAAACAAGCAAAGAGGUGGAGCUGGAAGUGCCUGUGGUGAGGAGGUUCACCCUGGUGCCCCAGAUCGCCGUGCAGGGUUCAACAGAGAGUGAGGAGCAGGAUGAGUGGGAGCCGUGUUCAGACAGCGAGGAAAUCACAGAAAAACCUGAGCAUGAUGUCGGUGUCUCUUCAUCUCAGCAUCGGCCGGCGGUACAUCCUCUGAUUGACAAGAGCUGCAGUCACGCAGCAGAAACGGCUUCCAAUUGUCCUGAAGCUGGACGAUCAAGUGAGAAGACUGAGUGUCAGGAGGAAACUCCACAAAAAGGGCCUCAGAGAAAGUGACUGCUCACUGCUCUUCUCUCAUUUCAGCUGCUCGUCUUUUAAGUGUUUCAAGUGUAACAUGCAUCAUCACUGAUGGAAAACUACCCAGUGUUUUUUUUUUUAAGUCUAAGCCAGAUGAACUGGAAGCUGUAAACUAAUUUACAAACCUGUCUGGCUGAAAGGUAGUAGGCGAGGCUUUCACUUGAAUUUUUUUUCUCCUUUUUUUUUUGUAAAUAUUUGCGUCAAUGAUUUGUAGACAUCUUGUUUGUAUUUAUUACAUUUUAUGAGUUAGUAACAGGGAAAGAGGGAAAUUCUCUUUGGUUGAGUAGCAACGGCUCAGCAUUUUUGUAUAAAUAAAGUGGCUUUUUGUCCUUUGACUGUUUUUUUGUUGUUUUUUUCCUAUAAAUGUCUAUUUUUAAAAUAAACUGUCACAGCACAGAGUAGUUUGAUACUGCGAUGCAUAGCUGUUGCAGGACCAAAAGGUACAAGAAGCAUAGUGCUUGUGGGUUUUAGUUUUUUUUUUUGUGUUGAAUUUGAACUGUGCAGCUUCCACUAGUGUUGUACUGCUACAGUAUGAUCUGGAUCUUUCUUAAACCAGUAACCCAGGAACACUUGUUAAAUCUAAAGUACACACAUACUGAUACACAUACUGAUAAGAGAAUAGUGUGUUGCUGUGCUUAGCCCCUACGUCCUUCACAACACACUAGAAACAAAUCAUUAAUUAAUGCUGCUGCAGAAAAAUAUAGCCGAGUGUGAAAGUGGAAAGCUUUGCUCAGUUGAACUUCUUCCCCAUUUUGCACUUUUCAGACAGAACAGCUGUCAGUGAUGUUUGGAGAGGAAAAAAAUGUCCAGUCGUAGUUGUGUGAUGGAAGGAGACUAUGUUUACUUUAGCGUCUGUGGCCUGUUUUUCCUCUGACAACGUAUUGGGGAAAUAAAAGUACUUAAUUGAACUUGAUGAUCAUGGUUCACGCAGAGUGAACCCUCAGCCACAGUUUAUGUCUUUUGUGUAAAUGUGGAACCAAUGUGAUUCAAAAAGGCCACCGUGUUUCCUCAGCGUCCUCUAAGCCAUAUCUCUGAAAACCGAAAUGUCAGGUUAAAUGAUUUGUUUUGCCUUUAAUUUCAACACAGCAGGGACACUUCCUGAAAUGUGCAUUUAAAUGUAACACAUUUUUGUACUGUUAUUUGAGGCUGCUCAUUGUUUGAGUGAGGUUUAGUGAGGUGAGAGUUUCAUUCUCACGUUCUAACAUCUUUUAACUGUGAUACAGCAUGACACACACACACAGAGCAGUGUUUUAAGGCAGUUUGAGUGUGUACUUUUGCAUCUGUACUGCUUUCCUUUUCUAAAAUAUGUUUGUGUUUUUUUUCCACAUGGUUAGAGUGACAACACAUUUUGAACCUGGAACAUUUUGCUUCUCUGUGUGUGUUUUUUCCUGGAACUUGUAUUUGUUUUUUUGUUUCUCACGAGCAUGUGAGAAACACCAUACCUAAGAGGAUGUUCCCACUUGGUCUACUGUGUAGUGAUGUUUACAUGCACUAAUGUUUUUUUGUAACUGAAUGUUUAAGAGGGACACAUGAACAUGGACUCUUAUCCCAGGGCUUCUUUGAACAACUGUUUUAUGUGUUUGUAUUGUGCAAAUAUUGAUGUAUAUUUUGAUAACACAGUUGUGUAUAAUUCCAUGUUUUUCAGGACAUGAUGAUGCACAAUGACGAUGAUAAUGUGUGGCAUCAGGAUUUUGGGACAGUUGGCUUUGAGGGAUUUUUUUUUGUUGUUGUUGUUUUUAUUAACAAAACACCCUGCUGGGAGCCAGAGCAGUAUUACACAUCCACUACAGCCUUGGAUGUGUCACACUUUUCCACUACAAAAAGGGAGUUUUGAUUGUCUUACUCAUCAGUGGCUGUGGCUUGCUUUUGUGUCGACUUUCUCCUGGGUCCUCUGUUAAGCCUCAGAUUUGUUCAUAUGUUUUUAAACUUCUCCUUAAAAUAGUCUUUGAAUCCCAAGGUGCCGCCCUCACAGCACAAUGUGUCAGUACACAAGACGGAGUUGUUCAGUUAGAGAAAGAAAUCUGAUUCUUCAGGGAGAAAAUUACUACAUUUUCUUUGAUAUGGAUUUAUGCAAGUUGGUUGUAUUGUAUGUUGUUUUUUUUUUUAAAUGAGAAAGAUGACUUCAGGAAUACCAUUUCUCUAGAGGUGCAGUCAUGUAUCUACAUUAAUUGGACAAAGGUUAAAAAUAAAUAAAACAGAUUUUACAUCUGGGAAGGAAGAGCGUAUUGUUAUAGAAAACGUAGACGGUUGUUGCUCUAUAUUCAGAUCUUCCUCUGAAUAAUCUGGUUUCUUAUGUGACUGUAAAUGUUGAUGUUGCUUUGUUUGUCUCCACUGGUUCAAAGACUUAUUUUAGCAGCAGUGAGAGCUUUAACCACUGGAGAUCAGCACAAACGACACUUGGCUGGUGUUAAACUUAGUCUUAUUCUCAGAACUAAGUGGCAGGUCUGACUGUUGUACAAGUGCACGUGUUCUACUGUGGACUCUUCUGUUCAGUGCAUGCUGCAUGACACAAGCACACAUCAGUAAUACUUGACUGCAUGGUAUACCGGCGUGGUCGCCCUGUACUGUGUUUUCUUGUGCAACAAAUAAACUUUGUAUUUCUCUUUGACUUUUCUUUA
This is a messenger RNA of Solea solea (common sole), 7495 nucleotides long. RefSeq names its product microtubule associated serine/threonine kinase 3b (gene mast3b). The transcript has 27 exons. Gene Ontology annotation, molecular function: ATP binding; magnesium ion binding; protein serine/threonine kinase activity. Gene Ontology annotation, biological process: peptidyl-serine phosphorylation; intracellular signal transduction. The coding region runs from base 429 to 4856 and encodes 1475 amino acids. The record is from RefSeq and is a predicted model, not a curated record. Lineage: Eukaryota; Metazoa; Chordata; Actinopteri; Pleuronectiformes; Soleidae.